Molecule: messenger RNA, 1148 nt
Organism: Dreissena polymorpha
Lineage: Eukaryota; Metazoa; Mollusca; Bivalvia; Myida; Dreissenidae
Exons: 5
Coding region: 357-1148 (263 amino acids)
Source: RefSeq, a predicted model, not a curated record
ACUCCGCCGCAGCGUACAGGUCAGCAACCGCGUCCGGGUCUGCUGCCGGUUACGGUUUGGCCAACCCACUGCCGCCACCACGCCCAGAAGAGAGCUCUUCGGAGGACGAGCAGACACUGAACACCUUCCUCACCCGGGAGUGCUGUCUCAGCCUCGGCCCGCAUUCCCGCGUCAUGCUUGGUCGUUAAAGCUUUUCGAUUGUGGAAGAAUUCAUCAUGCACGCGGCCACGUGCUGUCGGGGGCAGUACAACGUGGCGAAGCGUCUGGAGUCCAAGAUGAAGCUGAACCGCUUCCUGGCCCUGAGCGGGUAGACUGAGGGGGCCAUGUUGGCGGACAUACUGGUGUGAGGAGGACACAUGGAGGUCCAUGACAACUACCUAACCAAGACCUACCAGCCAGGAACAGUUCGAUCCGCCCUGACAGUGGUUUGGGCCUUCUUGAAGUGGGCCGGGGACAGAAAGCAUGCACCAGCACCAACGGUGGAGGAAGCCGAUUGCACUAUCCAUGGCUGCCUGUCAGCCACACGCGUAGCUCUGCCCUCCGCCGCCGCCCCGGAGCAGCAACCACAGCGUGAGGAAACGAUGUACGAUGAAACAGAUGGGCAUGAUUUCACGCAUCAUAGCGACGACGACAAAAAUGUCCCUAUGCCGUCGGUCGCCGCCCUGGAACCUGACCCUGACACUGACACUCAGGCCCUAGACUUGGAGACCAGCCUGACGGAUUCCCUGGGGGAAAUCAGAGAUGCCCAGGGUGCACUGGAUGAUGCCCAGUAUUUCCAAAGGCAGGAGAGCGAGUGCAAGUCAUCAUCAUCCUCAUCGGUACCGAUCCGUGUCGUGUCCAGGAAGAGGCUGCGACAGGUGUCCUCCAGUGACGAGGAGGACUCAUACACAACCACGACCACGUCGCGCAUCAGCACGGGGAGCAGCCGCCAUAGAGUCUCGGAUGACGAGACUCGCGAGAUAUUGCACGUUUUUGCUGAUGAGAUUGCGAAGUAUGUUGACACGGGUAAAACCGUGUCCAUCUUAGAUGUACGUGAGAAGCGUACACCUAAGAUAGCUGCGCUCUCAGAAAAACAACUCCGUGAGAAACUACGAAAUAUUGUGAAAAAUAUCAAGUUACGAAAGUCUUAUAUAGUUGCUUAUCCGUGA